AUGCGACUCUCCGUUCUUCGACGCUCGCUGCACUCGGUAAAUAUACCGAGACGGCAUCUCGCACUGUCUCGCAGUUUCGGUGCCCGAGUGCCGAAGAGUUACUUCCAUACAACGCCUUCACGGGAAGCAAUCAAACCAUAUCUGCUCGCCGAUAUUGGCGAAGGAAUCACGGAGUGUCGAAUUGUCCAAUGGUUUAUCAAGCCAGGAGACCGAGUAAGCCAGUUUGAUGCAAUUUGUGAGGUUCAGUCCGACAAAGCGUCUGUUGAGAUUACAUCCCGGUAUGACGGAAUCAUUUCCAGUCUCCACCACGAGGCAGAUGAGAUGGCCGAAGUGGGGAAGCCUCUUCUCGAUAUUGACGUCGAAGACGUCCCAUCCGAUGCAAACCAGGCUCCCACACAGUCGGCGCCCGAGGAGACUGCUUCGGAAGAUAAGCACACUGCGACUGUUAGAGAAGGGGAAGCCCCAGCAAAUGCGGGUACGCUGGACAACCUCCCAGGCGCAAAGCUCAAGCCGAAAGCAAAGAGCUCUGAGCUUAUUGUCCCAGCUGUCAGAGGUAUGCUAAAGCAACACAAUAUUGAUAUCAACGAUGUCAUAGGGAGUGGAAAGGGUGGGCGAGUGAUGAAGGAGGAUGUUCAAAGGUAUUUGGACUUGAGAAAUGGAGCACCAAAGCAGCUACCUUCCACGACCGUAGCCCUGAUUGAUGCAUCAUUGGAAGACAAAGUUGUACCUUUGACACCAAUCGAGACUCAUAUGUUCAAGGUCAUGACUCGCGCUCUCAGCAUCCCACACUUCGGCUACAGCCAUUUUGUCGACUUUACUUCUUUGACAAGUCUGCGUCGCAACUUCAACAGGCGACUGGAGGUCUGCAGUGACAUGCAAGGAGACUGUGUUUCCAAGUUGACCGCGCUUCCCUUCAUCCUGAAGGCUCUUUCACAGGCCUUUCUGCGACACCCCAGAUUGAAUGCCCAUCUUAACACAGAAAUGACUCCGGAAAAGCCCCAAUUAAUUGUGAAGGCAUCUCAUAAUUUUGGCGUUGCCAUGGACACGCCGGGUGGCCUUCUGGUUCCAGUCGUCAAAGAUGUUGAAAGUCGAUCCAUUCUUUCCAUCGCAGCUGAACUGAAGCGACUGAGUGCACUGGCAAAAGAAGGCCGUCUGACCCCAUCGGACAUGAGUGGGGCUACUUUCACUGUGAGUAACAUUGGAAGCAUCGGGGGCUCCGUGGUGAAUCCUGUCAUCAUGCCUCCGACAGUUGGCAUUGUUGCAUUGGGUAAGAGCGAAGAAGUUCCGGUCUUCGCAAAGCACAACAACGAAGGUGAAGCCCCAAUUACCAAGCGUGAGAAAGCUAUUCUCAGCUGGAGCGCAGACCAUCGAGUUCUUGACGGUGCUUCAGUCGCACGAUGUGCCCAGCUUGUGAGCAGUAUCUUGGAGAACAUCGAAUCCAUCGGUAUGGGAUUGCGCUAG
Molecule: messenger RNA, 1461 nt
Organism: Penicillium odoratum
Lineage: Eukaryota; Fungi; Ascomycota; Eurotiomycetes; Eurotiales; Aspergillaceae
Exons: 4
Coding region: 1-1461 (486 amino acids)
Cellular component (GO): cytoplasm; mitochondrion
Molecular function (GO): acetyltransferase activity; lipoic acid binding
Source: RefSeq, a predicted model, not a curated record